GACACAGCAUUUAGAUAAUGAUCAACCUCACUGCUAUAUGCUAUCCCUAAAUAUCUCUAGAAACUCUUCUUACUAAUAUUUCACAGAAUAUGGCUGGACUAUCUCCAAUUACAGCAGAUAUAGGCUGCAAACUAGUUCAAGAGAUAGUGAAAGAUGGUGAUGAAAUACCGGAUAAGUACGUAAGCAAGGAUUUUCAAUAUGGAGCCAUAGAAGAGGACGUACCGAUAAUCGACAUACCUGUAGUUGAUAUGAAGGUUUUGACAUCUUCAUCAGCUUGUGGGAGAGAGGAACUUGGAAAACUUCAAUCAGCCCUAAGCUCAUGGGGUUGUUUUCAGUUUCAGGCAAUAAACCAUGGAAUUGAAGAAUCAAUCAUAGAUGAAGUACACAAAGCUUCAAGACAAUUCUUUGACCUUUCAAUGGAAGAGAAGCAAAAAUAUGGGAGAGCAGCAGACGAUAUGGAUGGAUAUGGAAAUGACAUGGUUCUAUCUGAAAAUCAAACUCUUGAUUGGACUGACCGAAUAUAUCUCCUGGUUCAUCCAGAAGAUGAGCGAAAGCUCAAGUAUUGGCCUGAAAAUCCCAAGUCGUUUAGGGAAAUUUUAGAAGAAUAUAGCAGCAGAUUAAAACUGAUAGCAGAAGAGCUCCUCAAGUCCAUGGCAAGGUGUUUGAACUUACCGGAUGAUCGAUUUCUGAAACAAUAUGGAGACAGGCCAGUAAUAUAUGCAAGAUUUAACUUUUACCCUCCAUGUCCGAGGCCAAAACUUGUUCGUGGCCUCAAAUCCCAUGCAGAUGGAUCGGCCAUUACCAUUCUCUUACAAGAUAAAGAAGUUGAAGGCCUUCAAAUACUGAAAGACAAUAAAUGGUACCGAGUUCCCAUCAUGCCUUAUGCUUUUCUUGUCAAUGUUGGUGAUCAAGUAGAGAUAAUGAGUAACGGACUUCUUAAGAGCCCCGUACACAGAGCUGUGACAAACUCAGAGAAAGAGAGGAUCAGUGUGGCUACGUUCUUUAGCCCAGAAUCCGGGAGUGACAUCGAGCCUGUUGAGGAGCUCAUUGAUGAUAAAAGGCCAAGAUUAUACAAGACAGCGAAGGAUUAUCUUUCAACUUACUUCCAAUACUACCAGCAAGGAAAGAGACCACUCGAUGCUGUGAAAAUCUAAAGUAUAUAGUGCUUCACUCUCAUCUUUUCGUGCUUAACACAGCGCUAGUUGAUAUCUGUAACCCAUGAAUCCUAUGCAAUAACGUGAACAAUACUUUUGUUGUAUGAGAAUAAUCUGAGCAAUAUUAGUGAAGACCAGAUGUUUAUCUUCA
Molecule: messenger RNA, 1305 nt
Organism: Nicotiana tabacum (common tobacco)
Lineage: Eukaryota; Viridiplantae; Streptophyta; Magnoliopsida; Solanales; Solanaceae
Product: protein LATERAL BRANCHING OXIDOREDUCTASE 1
Source: RefSeq, a predicted model, not a curated record